AAUAGAGAUUCUUUUCUUUGGAACGAUUGACAUGAGUUCCAACUAUUUGGAGGGUCAAUUACCACUCAUCUCCUCUAAUUUGAUGGCACUAGAUCUUUCAAAUAAUUAUUUUUCAGGAUCUAUUCACCACGUCUUCUGUGGUACAGAGAGAAACCAGUCAAUUUACUGUUUGCUCUUGUUCUUGGAGACAAUUAUCUAUCAGGAGGAAUUCCUGAUUGUUGGGGGCAUUGGCCAUUUUUGCAAACCAUAAGAUUGGAAAACAACAAUCUGAUGGGUAACAUUCCGCCCUCCAUUGGAAAUUUAAAUUUCCUUGCGGAAAUGCACCUGCGGCAUAACAACCUCUCAGGAGAACUACCACAAUCUCUACAACACUGUACAAACUUGUUGACCCUUGAUCUUGGUGAAAAUGAAUUUACUGGAAGCAUACCAAUUUGGAUUGGGAAUACAUUUUCGAAUUUGAUAGUUCUCAACCUUCGUGCAAAUAAGUUUCAAGGUGACAUUCCAUAUGAAUUAUGUCGUCUAGGUGCUCUCCAAAUCUUGGACCUUGCACAUAAUAAUCUCUCAGGACUUGUGCCAAGAUGUUUCAACAAUUUUAGUGCCAUGGCAAGAAAACAAAACUCAAGUAACCACUUAUCCUAUUACACAUAUAGGGGAGAAUAUUUCGAAAGUGCAACUUUGGUGACCAAAGGAAGAGAGGUUCUAUAUACCACCAAUCUUAAAUUGGUGACAAGCAUGGAUCUUUCAGAAAACAAUUUAUUUGGAGAAAUUCCCGAGGAACUAACUAGACUUGUGGGAUUGUGGUCACUGAAUUUGUCUAGAAAUCAUUUAACAGGAAGGAUUCCCAAGAAUAUUGGUGAUAUGGGACAACUUGAAUCUCUUGAUUGCUCUCUCAACCAACUUAGCGGAAAAAUUCCAUCAAGUACUCAGCUUCAAAGCUUAGAUGAAUCCAGCUUUAUUGGGAACAAACUUUGUGGACCUCCACUUACAAACUGCAGCACAAACACGGCAAUAGCUAAAGUUGGACAUGGAGGUGAAGAAGAUGAGGGACUUUCAGAAGUGUGGUUCUUUUCGAGCUUGGCACUAGGAUUUGUAGUUGGUUUUUGGGUUGUGGUGGGCCUUUUACUCUUCAAGAUGUCUUGGAGAGAUGCUUAUUUCAUGUUUCUAGAUCGUAUUGGGCACAAACUUAGCAAUUUUAUUUUUAAAUGUUGCUAUUUGCUUUGUAAAUGAUAGAAGUGCUCACUCAUUCGAUUGUAAGAUAAAAAUAAAUAAAAAAAUAAAAAGUGAAGUAGCAUGUGUUUUAUAGUUUUAUUUUA
Camellia sinensis is the source of this 1313-nucleotide messenger RNA. Its product is annotated as receptor-like protein EIX2. Gene Ontology annotation, molecular function: protein binding. The record is from RefSeq and is a predicted model, not a curated record. NCBI's taxonomy places the organism in Eukaryota, Viridiplantae, Streptophyta, Magnoliopsida, Ericales, Theaceae.